UCCAAUUUAGAUUGAGAGUUGCUUUUCGUGUUUGAAGACAAAUGUCUUUUUGUUUUAGAAGGCUAGUCCGUGUUACUGGAUUUUGCUAGUUUUCACCGAUUUUAGACAUACACAAAUGAUGCUAGGCUGUUUUUAUGGAUUAUUAAAUAGGACAUCUAACAUGGAGGAAACACAGGUUCUUCAUCCUAAAUCUGUGGUUAUAAAAGACUAAGUGCACAUUUACAUUAAAAAGAUCAUAAUGAAGCACUUCUUAAGAAUGCUGGCUCAGCUUUUCUUUUACUUCUAUUGCAAAUGCUUAUGGAGUGGAUUGAAGUUUGCCAUGAGGAAACUCACAGGGCGAUGUGAGCUACAGAGAAUCUGUUAUAGCACAAAACCUGGAGCUCGAAGGACCAAAAAAAUAGAAAUGUCUCUGAAGCAUUCAAAGAAUAAGCUGUUGCAGAUUGCAGUAACUGUCCACCCUGAUGCUGUCGAGAAGACCAUAGAUGACAUAAUUGUUCUGAAAAAGAUUGACCCAGACACCAACCCUCAAUUGGGAAUAUCUCUACAGGCCUGCCUCAUGCAGAUUGUGGGGUACCGAAAUCUCAUCGUUGAAGUUGAACAGCUUCGUAGAGAACAAUAUAGUUGUGAAAACUCAGACCAUGAAACAAUGCUUCUUCAGCUUUGGAAGCUGUUGAAGCCCAAUGUUCCAUUGGAGUCUCGUAUUUCUAAACAAUGGAAUGAAAUUGGUUUCCAAGGUGAUGACCCCAAGACUGACUUUAGGGGGAUGGGCCUUCUUGGAUUAUAUUGUUUAACCUAUUUUGCAGAACAUGACAGUGUUACCGCACAGCAGAUGCUCCUAGAUUCUCUUCAGCCAAAGUACAGGGAAAUCACCAAAGAAGAGUUAAGUAAAAUGGACAGCCUUGAAUGGGAAAAGAAAAAAUAUGACAAAGCAAUAGGAUACUCCUUUGCCAUUGUUGGCAUUAAUAUAACCGAUCUUGCGUACACACUGCUUGUAAAUGGAGCACUGAAGACCCACUUCUACAAUGUUGCACCUGAGGCCCCCAAACUGGUGCAUUUUCAACAGCUGUUCUGCUACUUGAUGCAAGAGUUCCACAAAUUCUGGAUUGAAGAAGACCCUUUUGAUAUAAUGGAGUUCAAUCGUGUGCGGGAAAAAUUUCACAAAAGGAUCUUGAAGAAGCUUCAGAAUCCUGAUAUGGCGCUCUGCCCUCAUUUUGCUGCAUCAGACAACAUUCUUGACCUGUAGUCUCUUAGUACCUCAGUUUACUACCAUCACUUGCAUUUCUGCCUCACAUUUGCUUAUAGAACACAUGCUAAUUAUAAGCGAGAUUAUAGCGUCGAUCACCACCAGCAUUCUGAACGACUGGAGAUUGUAUGCAUGCUUUGUGUGAGGCAUUUCUCCUUACGUGCUUCAGGCACACAUAAUCAUUUUUUUAUAUUCUCACUCCUUCCAUCAUCUGUGAAGGUGCUCAUUCACAUGGUUGCUCAUAUUGUGGCGUUAUGCAGUGUUGCAUUCUAAAAUAAUUUAAGAAAAUGUGUGUAUAUUUUUGAAAGUGUUUUCAUAUUUCAGAACUGAAAAACUGGCUUUUUCAUGCCUUGUGUUGUACAUAGAGCCUGACAGACUGUGUCUGGUUUUAUAGUGACACUGUCUGCAUUUUUAAUUUUGAACAGCAGUACAUCUCUAAGAAGAAAACUGCAUUUAACUUGUAAAUUACCUGCCCUGGAAAAACUGUAUUGUUAGAAUGAUUUAAAUGUUUUUAUGUCUGUAUUAGUAAUGGUUGUUUCGUGAAUUUGGCAAGUGCUUCUGAAUUGUAUGUUUAUGUUUAGUGCAUUUUUAGAUAUUUUAAACUAGAUCCUGUUUUGUCAGUGUGGCUUUGUGCUACAGUACACAUUGUUUAUUGUUGUACUCAACCUGUGGGGUUAGUCAUCGAGACUUGCAGUCUUACACACAAGAAUACAACAAAACAAUCUUAAAAUGUUCAGUUGACAGCAGGAAGUACAAACUUACAGAGCAAUAAUUACUUCUAGAAGUAAUUGCUCUGAAUUGUUUCUGAAUGUUUAAUUACUUCUAAACAAUUUUACAGAUUUAUUAUACACGCAAAUCACCAUAUAUUCUGGAAAUAAAUCAUACAGAUAAUGAUUUGCCACCAAAAUGCAGGUCAAAAAUGUUUGUUUAAUUUGAAAACUCACAAAACAGUAACAUGUCAACCUCCAUUUGAAAAGAGCUACUUCACUAAGCAUGAAUCAGCUUGAUGAAUGUAGUACUCAUUGUACAGUCUAUUAGCAAUAUUUUUUUUAACUUAAAAUGGAUGUGCACUUUUUAGUUGCUGUGCACAACCAAACUAAUUAUAUUUUCUUGUUCCAGUCACCACUGUUUUAAAAGUAAAAGUCAACUAGCCUAUCCUCAGAAUGUAUUACCAUAGGUAAACAGUGAAGAACUGUUUUAAAACUGCAGUAUUAAAAAAAUCUGAACAUUCACAGGGCAAUUUAACAAUGCAGUGUUUUGAUAAAAGUGCACUUUCACUGUUAAAUCACUAUAUGAAUCCAUCUUUAAUUUUGCUUAUUAAUGAGUUAUGUGUAUUAAGCUCUUUUGUGAUUGUUUUUCCUGGACAUUUGUCCACACCUAUCAGUAGUUCAGUUUGUAAAAUCACAGAUCAUUGCCAUGAGAAUAAUUAUGUUCUCAUAAAUGGGAAUCCUAAUAUCACUUUUAAAUAUGUAGCCAUAGUUAUAAGUAAUGUCAACCACACAGAAACAUUGUUUAAAUCAGCUAAAUGCUAGAAUUAAAAAAAUGUGAAAGAAAACUAUAAAUUAAA
Messenger RNA from Protopterus annectens (West African lungfish), 2810 nucleotides. RefSeq names its product ELMO domain containing 1 (gene ELMOD1). The coding region runs from base 239 to 1243 and encodes 334 amino acids. The record is from RefSeq and is a predicted model, not a curated record. The transcript is spliced from 12 exons. NCBI's taxonomy places the organism in Eukaryota, Metazoa, Chordata, Ceratodontiformes, Protopteridae. Gene Ontology annotation, molecular function: GTPase activator activity.